Messenger RNA from Aspergillus lentulus, 1131 nucleotides. NCBI's taxonomy places the organism in Eukaryota, Fungi, Ascomycota, Eurotiomycetes, Eurotiales, Aspergillaceae. The record is from RefSeq and is a predicted model, not a curated record.
AUGGUACCCAGUGAAAAUGACAUGGUGUCUGCGGUGGUCAAAAUUGCUUUUCAGAUUUACCUCACUUGCAGUCUUAUUAACUCGUUCUCCUUAAGAACCGGUAUUGCAAACCAGUGUCCUGAGUCCACCAACGAUUUCACCGUCGCCAUUAUAUGUGCUUCCAGGCAAGAGCUCAUGGCAGUCAAGACUCUGUUCGACGAAGACUACGGUAUUGUCGGUGAUAUUUCGGGCAUCCACCCGUCGGACACCAACUCUUACAUCGCUGGGCGAAUCGGCAAACAUAGAGUAAUCCUUACGCAGAUCUCCAAAUACGGCAAGGUAUUCGCAGCGAAGACAUCCUUCUGGCUCUCGGUUAGUUUUCCGCAAAUCCGUAUUUGUCUUGUUGUUAGCACUGGCGCUGGAAUCCCGUGCACAAAGGAUGGACAGGAGAUACGGCUCGGCGAUGUCCUGGUUAGCGAGGGGAUAAUUGAAUAUGACUUGGGCAAACUUCUACCGGGCGGCGUCUUCCUACGCAAAACAGGGCCCAUGUACGAUUUCCCUCCGCCUGCAGGGCACAUCGCCAGAUUCCUCAAUCUACUUCGUCGCCGGCAGUCUAUCAACAUGAUGAGAGAACGGAUGUCGCUGCAUCUGAACUAUCUCCAAGCUACCAUCUGCGACCUUGCAGGGACCAACUAUCCGGAGGAGAAUGAACUCUUUCCUCGGCUGUCUUUACGGGGGUAUUCAGGGUCUGAUUCUUAUGCCUUCAAUUCGGAAGCCAGAAACAAGAACGCUUUGCUUGUUGCUAAGUGUCCCUCCCUAGACGCGGGGCCUCGCGCGGGAGCAUGGUCAUGGUCAAAUAUACCUGCGAUCGAAUAUUUCAAACCAAACGUCCAUUUUGGAUGGCUUGCAUCUGGGGACAAAAUCAUGAGGUCCGCCGAGAUGCGUGAUCAGACAGCUGCUGAAGAAGGAGUCAUUGGAUUUGAAUGGGCAGGGGUCGGGGUAUGGAGGGAGCUUCCCACAAUGGUGAUCACAGGAGUAGGCAAUUACGGCGAUGGUUAUGGGGCCGAUCCUUGGCCUGCUUAUGCUUCUGCGAGUGCGGCAUCAUGCGCAAAGGCGAUCUUGGAGGCGUAUAGACGCUCUGAGCUUCCUUGA